AAUACGAAUGACUGGUUUCUUAGGACGAACAUUUCAGUUGGUCUAUUCUGUAGAACAUGAAUAUUCAUCUCGACAACGAAAUGACAACCAUUUUAACACGAUGGAUACGUGCAUAUAUAAAUACUGCUAGCAGUUCUUUAUGAAUUAUAAAGCAAACUGAACUGAAACUCUUCUAUCUGACAACAUGGGUACACAGACUAAGGGUCUUCUAUCAUACUGGUUCUCCGUUCUGAAAUUCUUAUUUUUGUUUUGUUUGAUUCCAAUAAAGUGUGCCAGCUAUUGCUACUACAAGUACAGUUCCUACUAUGGAUACAUACGAUACUACUGUUACUACUACUAUUACUACUACUAUUAUAGCUCCAGUUCCUAUAGUAGUUACAAAUCAACUGGAUCGAUUAUUGGGAUUGCAGUCGGUUCUGUUGUGGGCUUCGUCAUUUUCGUGAUUAUUGUGGUCGGCGUUUGUGCGCAAAUUUGCAAGAAAAAAAAUCGAGGCCAAACGAUUGUCCAGCCGCUGCAACCAAACAUCUCCUAUGUUAAUACAACACAAAAUCCCCAGGGAGGACACAAUCCACUGUACUAUAAUUCCCAGUAUCCGCCCCCCGCGUACCCCUCCCCUGCGUACCCACUCCCAUCGCAACCAUUCCCCAACCAAGGCAAUUCACCGAGACCGGAACAAGCUGCGCUGCCUUCGUGAACUUUUUUCUAUAUUGCGAAAAUUUAUGUUGUGUUGUGAAAUGAAUCAAAUGGUUGACAUAACCAUUAAGGGAAUUGUACAUAGUAUAUAAGUUUUAUGCCAUUUCACUGCAAUAGUGUUCAGUCUCUGCAUCCAUAUACCGACGCCAUUUGGGCUCAGUUACAUGCACGAAUAUAUCUUGAAAGGGCUUCCAUAGUGUGAUGUACUUUGAUUGUGGUGUCUAAUUACACCUCAAAUUCACAAGUAUGGAUAUGAUUGCUAGCUUAAACACCGACAUAAUACUACUGAUAUGGUGGCAGCCACCGAGCUACCAUGCAUUUCCUACAUGCUAAUUUCCUGCUUAUGAUAUAAAUGCCGGUAACCAACUGGAUUUUUAAUUCUAUAAUGAUAUGCAUAAGAUGUUGUAAAAAUCCUUGAAUGAACUGUCUGGUACCAAAUACACUGAAAUUUAGAGAAUUAAUGACAACAUCAAACUUUAAAACAUUAAAAAAGACUAUAUGUAUGUUUACUUAUAAAAUCCUGGGUUAGUCUGCUGCCCUCCCUAACAUGUAUAUUUAUUAAAUUUCCGAGUCCCUUUGUAUGCAACAUGUCCCCACCUCUAAUGAAUAUAUACGUGCAUGUACUAUAAACAUACUUAUACCCUUGGAAAUAUUGUUUAAAUGAUUAUAGAAUUAUAUUUAUGUAUCUCGUGUACCAUUGUAUGAAUGGUUUGAGUGAAUAAAUUAAUUGAAAUUGAA
Ostrea edulis (European flat oyster) is the source of this 1431-nucleotide messenger RNA. Its product is annotated as cysteine and tyrosine-rich protein 1-like. The coding region runs from base 185 to 694 and encodes 169 amino acids. NCBI's taxonomy places the organism in Eukaryota, Metazoa, Mollusca, Bivalvia, Ostreida, Ostreidae. The record is from RefSeq and is a predicted model, not a curated record. The transcript has 4 exons.